Messenger RNA from Rhinolophus ferrumequinum (greater horseshoe bat), 2547 nucleotides. Its product is annotated as UDP-glucuronosyltransferase 1-6-like. Gene Ontology annotation, molecular function: UDP-glycosyltransferase activity. The record is from RefSeq and is a predicted model, not a curated record. The transcript is spliced from 5 exons. Lineage: Eukaryota; Metazoa; Chordata; Mammalia; Chiroptera; Rhinolophidae. Bases 295 to 1893 code for a protein of 532 amino acids.
AGAGAGCACUGGGAGCGCCACUCUGAGAUGUCCUCAAACUGAAGACGCAGGUUGGUGGGGAUGAAGAGAAAAGUUAAACCCAGAAGCACAGGCCAGGAAGGGGCAUGUCGGUUCAAGUUAUCUGUGCUCUUAGAAACGAUUAAAUAUUUAUUUAGGUUCUUGCACUUCAAAGGGCGAAAUUCAGAGCAAGGAGAGGUAGGCGGGGUCUGUGAGGAGGACUAACUCAUUUAGGGAAAAUCGCCCAGAGCCCUGCAGGUUAGUGAAUGUGAACUGUUUAUUCACAUUCCUGCCACGAUGGCCUGCCUUCUGCAAGCGUUUCGGAGUCUUUCUGCAGGGAUUGUCCUGUCCGUGCUUUGGGGCGUGGCUCUAGGUGACAAGGUGCUGGUGGUGCCGCAGGAGGGAAGCCACUGGCUCAGUAUGAAGGACAUCGUGGAGCUUCUCAGCCACAGGGGACAUGAGGUCGUAGUGCUGGUGCCAGAAGUCAAUCUGCUUCUGAAAGAAUCCCAAUUCUACACAAGGAAAGUCUACCGGGUGCCCUACGACCAGGAAGAGCUGCAGACCCGUUUCCUCUCCUUCGGAAAUCAGCACUUUGCGGAGAGAUGGUACCUGACCGCCGCCCUGACCGAGUACAGGAAUAACAUGAUUGUCGUUGACAUGUUCUUCGUGAACUGCCAGAGUCUUCUGAAGGACUCCGCCACCCUGAGUUUCCUCAGGGAGAGCAAGUUCGAUGUCGUUUUCACAGAUCCGGCCUUGCCCUGUGGGGUGAUCCUGGCCGAGUACCUGGGCCUGCCCUCCGUGUACCUCUUCAGGGGCUUCCCGUGUUCCCUGGAGCAUGCGUUCAGCAGAAGCCCAAGCCCCGUGUCCUACGUUCCCAGGUGCUACACCCAGUUCUCAGAACGGAUGACUUUCUCCCAACGGGUGGCCAACUUCCUCGUCAGUUACUUGGAGAACUUUCUAUUUUACUGUCUGUAUUCAAAAUACGAAGACCUCGCCUCGAAUCUCCUCAAGAGAGAGGUGCACUUACCCACCUUGUAUCAGAAGGGCUCCAUCUGGCUGUUAAGAUAUGACUUUGUGUUCGAGUAUCCCAGACCCGUCCUGCCCAGCAUGGUCUUCAUUGGAGGGUGCAACUGUAAGAAGCUGGGAGUCCUGUCUCAGGAAUUUGACGCGUAUGUUAACGCUUCCGGAGAACAUGGAGUUGUGGUUUUCUCUUUGGGCUCGAUGGUCUCAGAGAUUCCGGAGAAGAAAGCCAUGGAAAUUGCUGACGCUUUGGGCAAAAUACCUCAGACGGUCCUGUGGCGGUACACGGGGACUCCACCAUCAAAUCUUGCGAAGAAUACAAUCCUUGUCAAGUGGCUGCCCCAAAAUGAUCUGCUCGGUCACCCGAAGACUCGUGCCUUUAUCACCCAUUCUGGCUCCCAUGGCAUUUAUGAGGGAAUAUGCAAUGGCGUUCCGAUGGUGAUGCUACCCUUGUUUGGUGACCAGAUGGACAAUGCAAAGCGCAUGGAGUCCCGGGGAGCGGGUGUGACCUUGAAUGUCCUGGAAAUGACCUCUGAAGAUUUAGCAAAUGCCCUCAAAACUGUCAUCAAUGACAAAAGCUAUAAGGAAAACAUCAUGCGUCUCUCCAGCCUUCACAAGGACCGCCCCAUCGAGCCGUUGGACCUGGCUGUGUUCUGGGUGGAAUUCGUGAUGAGACAUAAGGGGGCGCCACAUCUGCGCCCCGCUGCCCACGACCUCACCUGGUACCAGUACCACUCUUUGGACGUCAUUGGCUUCCUCUUGGCCAUCGUUCUGGGAGUCGCCUUCAUUGUCUAUAAAUGUUGUGCCUUCGGCUACCGGAAAUGCUGUGGGAAAAAAGGGCGAGUUAAGAAAGCUCAGAAAUCCAAGGCACACUGAGAAGUGGGUGACCCAAACUUGCAAACAGAUUCAGUGUUAAAUUCAUGUUAUGCUUAUUGAAGAGAUACUUUGCCAUACGUGAGACACCCCAGAGUGCAAUUUAAAAAUAAAAAUAAUUUAAUUGCUAGUCAGUCAACUUGGUAAAAAUAUGUGAAUGUUUUCUGCCCCUUCCAGUACCUUUAAUCUGGACUGCACUUGCCAUCUUUCAAAUGACUUGCCAAGAGGGUUGGACAGGUCCCUCCUUCACGCUGCAUUACUUCUCUUAGAAAUGGCAUCUUUUGGAAGCCACAGCUGCCUCCACCUUGGAUAACGGUUCUAACAUCAUCUGGCUCCUAACAGGAUUUAUGGCCAGGCUGUUGUGAUCAAUUCCUUCAGUAAUAAUGGCAGGUCCUGAUUAAAGUUCAUGUUUCACAGAUGUCACUUUGUGUAUUUAAAUAAGGAAACAUUUAUUUUUUUAGGGAAUAGUGCCUUAUACUUGGAAUGAAUGAAUGACAGAGUCCUUGGAGAACCGUGUGUGAUUUUUUUCCUUUGGUGGGAGGAAAGAAUGAUGCAUAAUUGAUGGGUGGUGUGUUUGAGAGGAUAAUCAUUGCUUGUGUCAAAUGGAUCUGAAUUUGGUAAAAACUCAAAGUAUAGUGUCUGGCAAGUAUAUUUUUC